CCUUCACCUUGCUAAAGCAGACGAUUUUUUUUUUAAAGAAGUGCACAAAGAAAUGAAUGAUGCCAGGGAGAGUCCCCAAAAUUAUAAGGUUGAUUCGCCAAGCAAAAGGAUUGAAUGCCGAUCCAGAUGAUGAUUCACUGCUUGAUAAACUGACUCCUCAUGUUCCUGGCAUUGUUACCUUUGCUGAUCAUAACAGGAAGCUACCAUGGUCUACAGAGUAUUCAACAGUACUUGUGUUUGCAGAUGUUUCAGGAUUUACUGCUCUAUGUGAACGCUACAGUGCAAUGCAGGACUCUGGUAUUGAUAAACUGACAAAAACUUUGAAUGGUUACCUUGGUGCUAUAGUAGAAAAUCUUAUUUCUUCUGAAGGGGAUGUUCUUAAAUUUGCAGGUGAUGCCAUUUUGGCAGUGUGGAGAGUAAACAGUGAGACUGAAAUGACACCGAUUCUAGAAAGAGUUAUUGCUUGUUGUUUAGACAUCCAGAAAGAAUAUGGAGAAUGGCAAACUGAUAUUGGGAUUACACUUACUGUUAAAAUGGGUAUUUCUACAGGACCCAUGAAAGUUACCUUUCUUGGCAAUAACGAAUUUAGAGUUUAUGUUGAGACUGGCAAAGCAGUAUCAGAUGUAAAUGUUGCUGAGAGUUUUUGUCAGUCUGGUUACGUUGUAGUAUCACCAGAUGCAUGGAGUCUUUGUACACAAGAGAAAUAUGAAACAGAACUUUUGCAUGAUGAGCAACAUGUACAUAUUUUAUCAGAGAAAAUUAUACCAGCAGCUGGAGCAGGAAAGAAGCACUUUAGAAAAGUUGGACAUGCAGCGAUGUUUACAUCUAAGUUAUCAUUUUCACCAGCAGAACCAACAGUGCCUCCUGUGGUUAUUGAAUCAAAUCUUUUAGUACCAUCAGAUCUGCCAGUGGAACCAACUCCUUCUAAAUUGUCAAAACUCUCUAAAUUGCGUGGUAUUGUCAAAACUGUUACUGAUAUGAAACUUGAUGAAGCAUUAAGACUUUUCAUUCUUCCACCUGUGUUAAGGAAGAUUGAUGAUUUCCAGCCAUUAGAGUAUCUGUCUGAAAUGAGACAAGUGUCAAUAGUAUUUAUAAAUCUUGUCUUAAACAAAGAUGAGAAUGAAGAAGAACUUUUACAGAAGAUAUUUGGUGUUGUUUAUAUACAGAUCAAAGCCUUGCAUGGUUGUCUGAAUAAAGUUUUUCUUUUUGACAAGGGGUGCACCUUUCUUGUUUUAUUUGGUUUACCUGGAUUUAAGCAUGAACAGGACUGUGCCCAUGCUUUGAUGUGUUCAUAUAGAAUGAAGGAGACAUUGUGUGAUGUUACAGGAGUUUUGCAUGUAUCUAUUGGUGUUACAACAGGUACAACCUUCUGUGGAGUGGUUGGGCAUAGCAAAAGACAUGAAUAUUCAGUGAUAGGAAGAAGAGUAAACUUUGCAGCAAGGUUGAUGAUGCACUACCAAGACAAAGUAACCUGUGAUGACAGAACAUUCCAAUUAUCCAGGUUACCUGCCAAUAACUUUGAUGUUCUUAUCACCAAGAGAAUGAAAGGAUUGAGAAAUGUUGGAAUUAUUAGAGAAUUUAAAGAAAGUGAAGAAUUAGGUGUUGGUGUAAACAGUGUUCCAUAUUUUCACUAUCCAUUGUUAGGCUGUAGAAAAGAAGUUGAAAUGUUUGAAGAGCAAGUGAUAACUUUGAAAAAUGAAGAUGAUGGUAAAAAGGUCCGGCAUCUUGUGUAUGUGGGUGCUUCUGGGAUAGGUAAAACCAGAUUAUUGGAUCAUUUGAUAGUUGGUGCAGAACAUAGAGACUUAAGAGUGAUAUCAUGUGCAGUACAAAUGAAUGACAGAUUUAACAAUAAUUUCUUGACCAGACAUAUAAUGAGAAUGCUGAUAACAAGUGCUGGUUUAUCCCACCAGAUAGACAGGGAACCAGAGAUUUUAGAGAAAAUAGCAUCAAAAGGCUUGUUGGGGAGUCUUGGCCUCAUGCCACAUGUACUUGGUACACAGUUGUCAAAGGUGAACAUUUAUAUCAAGUCAGAUGAGGUUAUGGGAAAUCCUGAUGAUCUAUCCAAAGCUAAUGAACUGAUUGGUACCAUAGCAGAACUGUGUAUACAUAAAAGCACCCCAGUUGUCAUAAUAUUAGAUGAUGCUCAGAACAUUGAUGAGGAAUCUUGGACCACACUCUAUUAUUUGAGCCAACUGACCCACAUUCUUCUAGUACUUUCAAUUCGACCUAAAGCAGUAGAUGAACCUUCCUGUCCAGCAGCAGCCAGUUUCUUUGACAGCCGUAACAUAUACAUUGAAGAUAUAGGAGGAAUAGAAAGCAAAUACUUGACUGCAUUAGCAUGCCAGUUGAUGGAUGUUGUAAGAAUACCAGUUGCACUGGAAAGAUUGUUAAAAGAAAGAUGUCAUGGUGUACCAUACUGGUGUGAACAAGUAUUAAUUGACAUGGUAGAAAAGAGGCAGUUGAUGAUCUUAGAGACGGAAGAAGGAAGUCAUAUAGAAGAGUCUACUAUUGCUCCUAAUGCUAACCAUAUCAAACGUAUACAAUACAGAGCUGAACACCCUGCCGCUGAAUUUAAACAGCUGAAUGAUAUAUUUCUUACAGCUACUACAAUUGAAUCUUUAAUGGACAGUAAAGAACCGACAUCAGCCAACUUUUUAAAAGAUUUGGGAUACAUCCACAAAGAGACAGAACACAAGGGAAAGUCCAAACAGAGAAUUGCUGUGUUUUCUCCACAUGUUAACCCAGUAGAUAUACCUGUACCUGAUAUUAUGAAAAAUCUUAUUACUGCAAAGAUAGAUUCAAUGAGAGCCACAGAACAGUUGAUAGUCAAAUGUGCCUCAGUACUAGGAGAGACCUUUCCUAGAGAUAUGAUAGAGAGCAUUCUACCAAAUGUCAACCGAAUCAAGGCCAGAAAAUCUUUCAAAGUUCUCAGAAAGACAGGAAUAUUUGAAUGUGCAAAUUUACACAACCCUCUGUAUAACAAAUUCUCUAAAGACGAUGAGGAAUAUGAUAUAAUGGAAUGUUAUUGUCCCAGAGGUGAUGAACAUAUAGAUAGAAGUCUAUGUAACCUGAUGAAGUUUACUAAUUUGAUACUGAUGGAGACAUGUUAUAAGAUACUGAUGGAGAGUCAGAGAAAGACCCUACAUGCUAGUGCUGCUAAUUAUCUAGAGAAACAGGCUGAUCAGAUUAGGAAGGAUAUUCCAUAUUAUGCGUUGGAGAGACCUCCCCCAAAGUUUAAUCAGGAAGAAAAAGAUAGGAAUCACAGUAGAAGGAGAAGUUCUAAUAGAGUUGAAGAUAUAGCUGUAGCUGAUGCUGAAUCUUAUAUGAGAGUAAGGGGCAGGAGGAAAGGUAUCCAGAUACAGGAUGUAAGUGUACUCCUUCCCACAUUGCUGAAGUCUAUAGAAUCCGACAUGACACAAGAUCAAGCCUGUGAAAGUUUAAUGCCAAUAUAUAGCCAGAUCUAUCACCACAGGAAGGCAACACAAAACUACAUGAACAUAAUUGAUAUAUUGGUGGAGGAGGCAGCUGCAUCUAUUGUCAUGAAACAAACCUCUAAUGCAAUGAAGAAAUUAGAAGAUGCAGAGGAAGUAAUUAAUGAAAUGAUAGACAAAGAGAAAAUGGAUGAAGAAGAUGAUGAUUUGUAUGUUUUGUAUGCUAAGCUUGCAAGGCUUACUGGAAAGGCAUUGUAUGUAUCUGGAGAAAAAGAAGAUGCCUUGCUGUACACAAGACAUGCUGCUAAAUUAUUAAAGAUAGCUGAACCAGAAGGCUAUUGUAGUACUCAUGCUCGAUAUUAUUUCUUGUGGAUAUUCCUUAAAUUUCUGAGAAUUUCUACAAAACCUAGGAAACCUUCAACUGACAAAACUGUGGAACAAGGAUAUUGUUUAUCUGAACUGUAUGAAUUUGAAAAAGAGAACAAUGAAGAAUGGAAGAUGUCAAUUAAUAGUUUUAGACAGAUGAUCAAAAUUACGGGCAGAUUUAGUAAUCUACAUCAGAUGAUUAGAGCUUACAAAGUAAUGAUUGAAUAUUGUGGAAAGUACAAUCAUCCAAAGAUGAAAGAUAAACUAGAAAAAGAAUUUUUGUCAAGUUGCCUAGCAAGAAGUGAGGAACUACAAGCCGAUGACCUGGCUAUGAUGUCUGAAGUCUGCUCUGAUAUCUGUCUAAAAAGCUUAGAGAAAGGAGACAUCAGUCGAGCUAUUUCUUCUGGUACAGCUGUAGUAGAAAUUGGAGACAGUAUGAAACAAACUGACAUCAACAGAACUGUGUAUCCACUGAUGGCACUAACAUUACUUUUUACUGAUAAGAAGACUCCUUGUCUAGACAUCAUGCAGAAGAUGAAAUCUUAUAACAAGAAGAAGUAUAGCACUGUUGGUCAGGCCUGGUACCAUGCUAUUAACAUGGAGGUCAUGCUUAGCUGGAAUAUAUCUCAGGAACCUUUUGAUGACAGUUUAGAUUUUGCCACCUAUUUAAUGAGCAAAGCAGAUGCUGUCUACAAUGAUAUGCUCCCAAGAUACAUGCUUACCAUGUCUAUUGCAAUGUGGUACUGUAGACAUGACCAGUGGUCAAGUGCCCAGAUUUGGUUUGAUUAUUGGGAAGUGUUUGAUCUUGGUGAGAUCAAUUUUCUAUCAGUAUAUGUUCUAGCAAGAAAGAUAGAGAUCAUGUUAAUGUCACUGAGUAUCAGUAAAAUUACAAAACCAAAGUUUCUAUGGAAACAGUUACUAACAGCUGCUUCAGAGGAUCUCAAGAAAAUGUCAGGAGCAGUGAAGAAGGUUGUCACACUUAAACCAAGAUACCAUCAUUUAAAGGCUUACCUACUAGCACUGAAGCAGAAAUAUUGUUGGUCAAAAUUAAAAAUCAUAAAGGCAUUGAAACUGGCAAAAAAGCAAGGAAAUAAACUGGAAUAUGGGUGGAUAAAACACAACAGACAUCACUGGUUUGGAGGGAGAGCACACAUUAGGGGAGAUAACCCUGCUGCUGCUGAAUGGUACAAACUGUUCAGUAGCUCAUACCAGCAAGGAUUUUGUACAUGGCCACUAGUUGCUAAAUAGAGAUAUGAAAAUGUUGAGCAUUUGUCACAUUAUCUAUAACUUAAAAUGAAUGAAAAUGUGUCAUUUAUAACUGCUUGAUCAAGAUAUUAAAAUGUUGAGCAUUUGUAACAUUAUCUUAAACUUUGAACUUAUUAUGUAAGGUUACAACUUCUUACUGCUUUGAAUGAAAAUGUGUUAUUUGUAGUAACUAAAUAGAUAUAUGAAAUGAUGAUCAUUUGUAACAUUGUCUGUAACUAUGAAAUGUAUAUGUAUAGAUGCAAUAUCUUUCAGCUUGGAAUGAAAUGGUGGUGUUGUACACUGCAGUUUAUUGUCAUUUGUUGCAGUUCUGAAGACAGAUCUGUUAUUUUUAUCUUCUGCUGUCUUUUUAUUUGUCAUUUCUUUUUUAAUGCAGCUUCUUUGAAGUUUCUCAUUAUAAAUCAUCCAGUGUAUAACAUAAUCUUCAACUGAUUUCUUCUUCCUAGAAUUGCAUUAUAUGUUUGCAAAUGGAUUUUAAACAGACAGCAAUCGAUCAUUCAAACUUGUUUCCCCAUACAAUGACAAUUUCUUUAUAUGAAUGAGGCAUGCAUAUUUUAUUUAGCUAGAAUUUCGUAAUAGAACCAACUUGUUCAAUUUGCAAGAGAACCAU
Molecule: messenger RNA, 5670 nt
Organism: Mytilus trossulus (common blue mussel)
Lineage: Eukaryota; Metazoa; Mollusca; Bivalvia; Mytilida; Mytilidae
Product: adenylate cyclase type 10-like
Exons: 32
Coding region: 57-5045 (1662 amino acids)
Biological process (GO): cyclic nucleotide biosynthetic process; intracellular signal transduction
Cellular component (GO): cytoplasm
Molecular function (GO): adenylate cyclase activity
Source: RefSeq, a predicted model, not a curated record